GUUAUGCUGGGUUUUGGGCGCCUGCAGGCCCUGUACCGGAGCCGGCAACUUGCUAAACAGUAUGAAGCAACCCAGGCACAUAUCAUCAGGCUUCAAGCUAUGUGCCGUGGUUAUCUAAUGCGCCAAAAGAUAGCAGAGCAGAAGAAAGCUGUAUGUGUUAUACAGGCAUAUGCAAGAGGCAUGUUUGCUCGCCGAAUCUACCAGAGAAUGAAGAGGGAGAACAAAUGCAAGCUGGAAGCCAGGAAUAUCCGCUUAGAAGAAGAGAAGCGUCUCAUCCAAGUCCUUGGACCAGUGAAAGCAAGGGAAGAAGCUAUGAGAUUAGAAAAGGAACACCUGGCUGCUCUGGAGAGAGAGGAGACAGAAGCAAGACAAAGGAGGAAUGCUCUUGCGAAUAAAUCAAGAAAUCAUGAUGUUAUUAGUGACCAAGAAAUGGUGGAUAAAAUUUUUGGGUUUUUACCUUCUAUGAUUGGAGGCCAAGAAGGACAAGCUCCUCUGGGUUUUGAGGACUUGGAAACAAAGCGUAACAAGCUGGAUGAGGUGGACCUGGACAUGGUUCCUAUGAGUGUGGAGCUAGAAGAGGAAGCAGAUGGCUUGGAAGAGUACACCUUCCCAAAGUUUGCAGCUACUUAUUUCCAGGGGUCUUCUACACAUACGCAUAUCCGGAGACAGCUGCGGCACCCACUACUCUACCAUGAUGACAAGGACGAUGUCCUGGCUUCUCUAGUUGUGUGGGUUAUCAUCCUGAGGUUCAUGGGGGACCUGCCAGAGCCAGCAAUGUUUGCCAAGAAUGCCACCACCAAGAGCAGCUCCGUGAUGACACAGAUCUAUGACACACUUGGCAGGAAAAACCAGGUCCAGUUCAGGAAUGACAGCCCAAAUAUGAGAGAAAGCAGAAAGGAUAACAAGAUUUCGAAGGGGAUCUCUUCCCUGAAGCUGAAACGGUCAUCCAAGUUGACAGGGAAGGUGACAGACCAGCUGAGAAGUGGGGAAGAGGCUUUCCAAGAGGACAGCUCGAUCUCUGAGAGACCUAUGUCCAACCUAGAAAAAGUGCACUUUAUUAUUGGCAAUGCAAUUCUCCGUCCUGCCAUCAGAGAUGAGAUUUAUUGCCAGAUUUGCAAACAACUCACUGAAAACAGCAACAGGAGCAGCUAUGCUCGAGGCUGGAUCCUUCUGUCACUUUGCCUUGGUUGCUUUCCUCCUUCAGACACAUUUGUGAAGUACCUGUUGAAUUUCAUCCACCACGGGCCCACAGGCUAUGCACCAUAUUGUGCUGAACGUCUGAGACGUACCUAUGUCAACGGAGCACGGACUGAACCUCCGAGCUGGCUGGAACUUCAGGCAACAAAGCAGAAGAAACCCAUUAUGGUUAAUGUCACCCUGAUGAACGGCCAAAGCAUCACUGUCCCUGCAGACUCUGCUUCCAUUGCCAAAGAGAUCUGUCAGUUCAUAGCAGAUAAAACCAAACUGAAGGAUGUGUUUGGUUUUUCACUCUACAUUGCUGUGUUUGAUAAGGUCUGGUCACUGGGUGGGGGACGAGAUCAUGUCCUGGACGCCAUCUCUCAGUGUGAACAGCUAGUGAAGGAGCGGGGCACACAUGAACGCAAUGCACCCUGGCGACUCUACUUUCGGAAGGAAAUCUUCACCCCCUGGCACAACUCCCAGGAGGAUCCUAUCAGCACUGAUCUCAUUUACCACCAAGUAAUUCGUGGCAUCCGGUUUGGAGAGUAUCGUUGUGAGAAGGAGGAGGAUUUGGUGGAAAUAGGUGCAAAAUAUUGUUACAUCCAGUUUGGAGAUUCCAUCCACAAUGAACUUGUGCAGAAGGUGCUCCAUGACUGUAUCCCAGUGAAACAGCUGAAGUCCAAGCCCCUGGAAAAGUGGGUGAGCCUUAUAACCUACGCACAUGCUAAGGCUCCAUAUACACAGGACCGUCUCUCCCGUCAGACUGUGAAGGAACAACUUGUAGAUUUUGCUCGGUUUCAGUGGCCUUUGCUUUUUUCCCGAUUCUUUGAAGUCACUAAGUUUUCAGGUCCCAGCUUGCCCAAGAACCACUUUAUUGUUGCCGUAAAUUGGAAAGGUGUCUGCUUCUUGGAUGAGUCAGAAAAGAGACUCCUUGAGCUGACAUUUCCAGAGGUAACUAGCAUCCACACAAACAGGGCAGUGAAGUCAUUUGGACAGAGUUGCACUCUCAUCACACUUCGUGCCGAGGAGUUUGUCCUGACAUCUGUAAAUAGCGUUGUCAUUGCCGAACUGGUGGUCAUGUUCCUGGAAGGACUGAAGAAGAGAUCACGAUUCGCUGUGGCAAUGCAUGAGAAAAAAUCCCAAGAAGACCCUGCCAUCCUGUCCUUCAAGAAGGGAGACUUGCUAAUCUUCACUGAAGACAAAAGGCUGGAUGCAAACUCUGGGUGGAUCUGUGCCCAGAACGAGAGGACAGGCAAAACAGGGAAUGUAUUUUUGGAAGAGAUCUACAUCAUUCCUUCUCUCACAAAACCGUCUAGUCAAGUGCUGAGUUUGCUGAUGAUGUCUCCAGACCAGAGGAGGACAGCUUCACAGAACUCCUACAUGGAUGAACCUGAUGAAGAGGAUCUCAAAGUGAAGCCUUACACUCUGGAGGAGUUCUCCUAUGAACACUUCAGGACUCCUGAGAAGGAAUCCAUCAGCAAAGCUGUUCUCCAGAAAUCUCGCAGGCGCAGUCAACUGUGGGCACACUCUAAGGAGCCCCUGAAACUGCCCUUGCUGAAGACAGCAUGCACAGACCCUGAUCUUCGGGAUUUGGCUUGUCAGGCCUUCAUUGCUAUCAUGAAAUUCAUGGGAGACUAUCCCUCAAAACAGGCAUACUCCUCUGUGGAAGUCACUGACCAGAUAUUUGUAGCAGCUAUCCAGGAGGAGGUCCUGCGGGAUGAGAUUUACUGUCAGAUUAUGAAGCAACUGACUGAGAACAGAAACAGGUACAGCGUGACCAGGGGUUGGCAGCUCCUUUGGCUCUGCACUGGCCUGUUUCCACCCAGCAAGUCACUGCUGAAACAUGCCCAGAAGUUCAUGGAGACACGUCAGAAAGAAACACUGGCCCUGGAGUGCAGUCGGAGGAUUCAGACAGUGAUGAGGAGUGGCUCCAGGAAGUGGGCACCUCAUCCUGUGGAGGUUGAGGCCAUCUUACAGAACAACACUAAGAUCUCACACAAGAUUUACUUCCCCAAUGAAACAGAACAGACAUUUCAUGUGGGAACGAACACCAAAAUCCGGACUCUGUGUCAGAACAUCGCUUCCAAAUUGCAGCUCAGCUCCUGGGAGGGUUUCAGCCUCUUUGUGAAGAUUGCAGACAAGGUGAUCAGUCAGAAUGAAGCAGACUACUUCUUUGACUCACUAAGGCAGGUGACAGACUGGAACAGGAGGAACAAACCAGUGAAAGAUGGGGCUACUAUGUCUGUGGCUUAUGAGGUGUACUUCAUGAGAAAGCUGUGGCUGAAUGUAACUCCCGGGAAGGACCUGAAAGCUGAUUCAAUUUUUCAUUACCACCAGGAGUUGCCUAAGUACCUCAGAGGCUACCACAAGUGUUCCAAGGAUGAAGCUGUCCAGCUCGCAGGGCUGAUUUAUAAAGUGCGCUUCAACAAUGACCGCACACAGCUGGCAACCAUCCCUAAAAUCCUGAAGGAGCUGGUGCCAGACAAUCUGCUCCGAGCAAUCUCACCAGAUGAGUGGAAGAAGAGCAUUACUGCAGCAUAUAGUAAACAUGAAGGAAAAACUGUGGAUGAGGCCAAGAUUGCCUUCUUGAAAAUGAUACACCGGUGGCCAACGUUUGGAUCAGCCUUCUUUGAGGUGAAGCAAACCUCGGAGCCAAAUUUCCCAGAGGUUGUGUUGAUUGCAAUCAACAAGCAAGGAGUCUCACUGAUACAUCAGAAGACAAAGGAUAUUUUAACAGUCUACCCCUUCAAUAAAAUCUCCAAUUGGAGCAGUGGGAGCACAUACUUUCACAUGACAAUAGGGAACCUGGUACGAGGAAGCCGGAUAUUAUGUGAGACAUCUCUGGGUUACAAAAUGGAUGACCUAUUAACAUCCUAUGUACGCCUGCUAAUGAAUGCUGUAAACAAGCAAAAGAAACUCCCGGCCUGA
Cariama cristata (Red-legged seriema) is the source of this 4107-nucleotide messenger RNA. It is a transcript of the gene MYO7B, whose product is annotated as myosin VIIB. The annotation marks the transcript as partial. Gene Ontology annotation, molecular function: protein binding. Gene Ontology annotation, cellular component: cytoskeleton. Lineage: Eukaryota; Metazoa; Chordata; Aves; Cariamiformes; Cariamidae. The transcript is spliced from 29 exons. The record is from RefSeq and is a predicted model, not a curated record.